Molecule: messenger RNA, 2300 nt
Organism: Cataglyphis hispanica
Lineage: Eukaryota; Metazoa; Arthropoda; Insecta; Hymenoptera; Formicidae
Product: carboxylesterase 5A-like
Exons: 5
Coding region: 328-2208 (626 amino acids)
Biological process (GO): postsynaptic membrane assembly; modulation of chemical synaptic transmission; chemical synaptic transmission
Cellular component (GO): cell surface; synapse; postsynaptic membrane
Molecular function (GO): signaling receptor activity; neurexin family protein binding
Source: RefSeq, a predicted model, not a curated record
CUGUAUAAAUGAAUGCCUUGUCAGAUUUAAUCGAGUACAUUAGGACUCUAGCGUUGUAAUAAUGAUUGACCGUCCUUUUCACAUAUGUACACAAGAGAGAAAGAAUUUUUAAUCGAAGAAUAAAAGCGCAGAAUCAAAGAGCGCAGGUCUCUUACGACCAACGGUGUCGACCGCGAACCAAGAAAAUGAACCUGCCAAGUAUGGGUGGUGGGCGGUAGGCUGUGGAAGGUAAGGUGAAACACAGGGAGUCACGCAAAGCAACCCCCGUGAAACGGAAGUGGUUCGAGGAACGUUCCCGUAGCGUGGCGGAUCAGUCAGUCUUGCAGGAUGAGGCGCGUGACAUGGUUGCUUUUCGCGUCGGUUUUGCUUCUCGUCCAAAGGAUCCAUCUCAUCCGCGCUCAGCGGACCCAUGCACGACAGGGUUUCAAUCGAGAUCGCGAGACCGUGACUGUUACGAUACCGAACCAAGGAACCGUUCUCGGCAAAGAGGCAAUUAUCGGCAAUUCAAUAAGAGUGACGCAGUACCUCGGCAUCCCUUACGCACAACCCCCGAAAGGUGAGCUCCGCUUCGCGCGGCCGGUGACGGAUCCUCUUCCCUCUUGGAACGACGUGAGAAAUGCAACGCAAUUCGCGCCGUCGUGUCAGCAGGUCAGGGGCCCUCUCAAAUUACACGAGAAAUUGUACAAACAAUUGCUACCAUCGGACACACCCGAUCCGGGAUUCAGCGAGGAUUGCCUCUUCUUGAACAUCUUUGUUCCUGACGGAAGCCGCCAAAACGAGCGAUGGCCAGUGAUGGUUUGGUUCCACGGAGGCGACUUUAAUACCGGAACUCCAGCAAUUUGGGACGCUUCCAUAUUCGUUAUGAAACAGAAGGUGCUAGUGGUGACGGUGGCGUAUCGAUUAAACAUCCUGGGAUUCUUCACGACGACAGACUCCGAGGCACCCGGCAAUUACGGUAUAUUCGAUCAAAUCGCCGCCCUCGAUUGGGUAAAACGAAACAUCAAGUACUUUAACGGCUCGCCCAACAACAUCGUUAUCUACGGCCACAGUUCCGGCGCGAUAAGCGUAGGCCUGCACAUGCUGAGUCCGCUCAGCAGGGGCAAGUUCAACAAGGCCAUCGCCAUGAGUGGCGACGCCAUCGGUUCCGUUCGUUCGCCGGCAGCGGAAUCUCAGGUCGUAAAGGUCAUAGCCGACAAGUUUGGGUGUUUCAGACAACCGACCAGCGCGUUGAUGGAGUGCCUGCGCCGACUCGACGCAGAUUUCAUCGUCAAGCACUCCUCCGACAUCGAGACCUGGGGCCCAAUUGUCGAUGCAGAGACAAACAAUGAGACGGAACCUUUUCUUCCGCAACACCCGACGGAUAUCUUGGAUAGCGGUAAUUUCAACGCGGUCCCGUUGAUUGUCGGUUACACGAAGAACGAACAAGCUCUGGCACUUAUAGAAUCCACGAAUGGACAGAGUUUGGAGAACGGACUAUCCCCGGAAAAGUUUGAAACAAUGAUCGUAGACGACUUCUCGAUGGUGGUGCCAAUCUCGGAUGAGAAUAGCACCUGCGAGUCAAAGCCCGAGAUGGUGACAAACGCGGUGCUGUUCUUCUACAAGCCGUAUCCAUCCACGAGAAAUGCGACGGUGUUUCGCGACCGAUAUUUGGAUUUGCAAACAGAAAAGACUUUCGCGGCCGGUCUGACGUUGCUGGCCGGCAAAGUGGCAAAACAGGCGGCGACAUUUGUCUAUCGAUUUGAUUACCGUGCCAAGACACAACCGGUCACGAAAGAUGUACCGGAAUGGGCAGGCGUGCCCCAUAUGUUCGAACUACCGUUCGUCUGGGGUUUACCGUUUCACAUAAGCAGCACGAUGCAAUGGGUGCCUAAUGACAGGAAAAUGUCCGACACGAUGAUGACGAUGAUGGCGACAUUUGCCAAGACUGGCGAGCCUUCCAUCACAGGCGGGACUGGGCCACCAGUCAAGUGGGAGCCCUUCACGCAGGACAAUCCGGGGAUCUUAAUUAUCGACAGAAAUAUCGAAAUGGACGCGCCGAACGAGGUGGAUCAUAAGGCGCUCGCGUUCUGGAACGAUUAUUAUCCGCAAGUUGUUGAAGAAGCGACGACCUGUUGCAACAUCACGAAUACGGCACGGAGACUAUUUUCUUACAGCGUAUAUCUCAGCGGCAUGAUGACUACCAUGGCGUUACAUCUCUUCUGGUUCUAGCUACAAACAUACAGCAAAUAUUUAAAUAAACAAAAAAACAUGUUGCGCUCGCAGUUGAAUUUUUUUAAUAGACUUAAGAACCAUCGAGAGAA